This is a messenger RNA of Coregonus sp. 'balchen', 4533 nucleotides long. Lineage: Eukaryota; Metazoa; Chordata; Actinopteri; Salmoniformes; Salmonidae. The record is from the annotation of a GenBank genome assembly.
CUCAUGAACAAGUAGCAGGCAAGUUGAGAAGUCUCCACCCUUACCUGUGUAUUUCAACGCCUUAACUUAAAGUAAGUUUGUUUUACCCCUAACAUUGAUAACGUAUGUAUUGGCAUUUAUCAAUCAAUUUAGCUAACUAACUACUGUUAACUACAUUUCUAACAAGAAUAGGACACGUUUCGCUUUCAAAUUGGUAGCUGACGUUGAUAAGAGUAACGUUAACUAGCAAGCGCUUUAUCUAGUGUUAGAUAACAUUCACUAAUGUUAAAACGAAUAGCUACAUUCACUAUUGAACUGUUGGCUCCUGUGUGGACUCAACUUUGGAAGUAUAAUAAACUACUUUAUUUUUCUCUUUCAGUACAACUAUAGGCGUUGUAAGAGUGAUUGCCCAACUGAGACUGACACCAUGUCUGAUUUGGUGGAUGCCAAAUGGAUAGCUGCACAAGGGUAAGGCAUUGCAUUUCUCCUGUCAACCCUAUCAGCUUCACAAGGAAUAGAGAAUAGCAGGCGACAAAAUAAAAUUCAGGCCUGUUGAAUGUAGGCUUACUCUAUCAUUGUUCAUUUAUAACCCCAAUUGGACGGCAUGAGCUGGGCCAUUUAUAACCCCAUUGGGACGGCAUGAGCUGGGCCAUUUAUAACCCCAUUGGGACGGCAUGAGCUGGGCCAUUUAUAACCCCAAUGGGACGGCAUGAGCUGGGCCAUUUAUAACCCCAAUGGGACGGCAUGAGCUGGGCCAUUUAUAACCCCAAUGGGACGGCAUGAGCUGGGCCAUUUAUAACCCCAUUGGGACAGCAUGAACUGGGCCAUUUAUAACCCCAUUGGGACAGCAUGAACUGGGCAAUUUAUAACCCCAUUGGGAGGGGAUGAGCUGGGCCAGUGAGCCUCUUUUUACGUAGUUCUAUCAGCUCUCAUAUUCCGCGAAAGUAUAUUUUAAUGCGUUCACUUACCCAUUAAUAGUGUGGGACAAAUGAUUCUCUCAGCUGCAUGAACAUGCAAUGGGACGUCUGAUCAUAAGCCAAAAACACGUUGGCCGUGUUCCUCUGCUCAGACGUUGCUGACGCAUACCAGAUCUUACAACGCUAGGAUAGGUAUUUUACCUAUCAGCUAACCACAUCAUAUGCUAUAGCAAUCUGGUGCCCGACGGCACAGUCGGUGACAUGACAUGGCAUGCAACCAUUGGUUGAUGCAUGCAUCGUCUGAGCAGGGGAACACAAGCGUCAUUGUGCGUUUAAGCAUGUCAUCUGUACAGUCUAGUGGGAAUGGUUUCGACUUGAGGUUCACUACAUUCUCCUUCUUGUCUAAAUGAUUCUAUGCCAUUUGGCUUGAAAACGUACCUCAAUCCAGGUAUGGAAGGUGUUGCUGUACUCCUCGAUUACGCGGCUGGCAUAACGGGAUAAUUAGAAGAUUGAAAUACUGCAUUUUUCAUUAAACUGCCCUUUUUGUCAGCAUGCUAGAUUAUCUCAUUCUAAAGCAGCCCAUUGGAUUGCACAAUACAGUUACUCACCCCAAUGCUAGGCGUUGCCUUUUCAUUGAAUCCAAUGUGCUGCUUUAUUCAACAACAAAAAACUGGCAGUAUUUCAGUCUUUGACUGGGAUAAUGGAAUAAUUAGGAGUACAGCGACACUGUCCAUCCCUGGAUUAAGGUACGUUUUCAAGCCAUAUACCUCAUUCAUCACUGCGGUGCGAACAUAUUGGCAUAGCAUCGUUUCAACUAGGCUACCUGUGGAACCAGUUUAACGUUGAAAAUUGCACGUUGAAAUGUUACUAAAUGUUGAAAGGAACUUCUUUCUUUGUUCCAGGCCAGGGAGUCCCUCUGUGCCAAGGUUUACUACAGAGAAUCAUCAAGGAGAAGCUAGGCUUCCAGCUGACAUCUACACAUAUAACAUGAACUACCCCAGCCUUGGACAAUGUGUCAUCAUCAACAACAAGAACUUUGACAGGGGAACGGGUAGGCCUAAGUGUGAAUGAUGUAUUUUAGGAGUUUUUUUCUUUUCAGGUUAUGACGGUAUGUCAGAUUUUGUUAUCUGACACUUCGUUGGUCAUUUCCCUUUAAAGGAAUGAGUUUUCGCAAGGGAACAGACAUGGACGCAAGAUAUGCAAUGAUGGUGUUCUCACGUUUGGGAUACAAAGUGAAAGUUGCCAAUGACCAGACGGUGCAGCAGAUCCAACGGCUGCUUUACAGUGGUAAGUUCACCAGUCUGGAUGUGAGUGUCUGAGUUAGAUUUUCUUCCUUUCUCUAAGAUUUUUUGAGAAUAAGUUCUUCUGAUCAUCUACAAAUACAUUGCAAUAAUCAUGGUAGUAAUGAUGUGACAUCUGGCUAACAUUGAUAAACUGAAGGAAAUCUCUCUUAAUAAAAUGUUUUGAUAGACUUCAAGAGCAAGUUUAAACUACAUGUGUGUGUAUGACAUUUUCAGUGUCUCAAGACGACCACAGCCAGUCUGCCUCCUUUGUGUGUGUGAUGCUGAGCCACGGAGACGAGGGGGUGUUCUAUGGCACAGACGGAAAUGUGGAGCUGAAGAAGCUCACCGGACUCUUCAGGGGCGACCAUUGCAAAACGCUGGUGGGCAAGCCCAAACUCUUCUUCAUCCAGGUACUGUAAGGUUUUAGCUGCCUGCUCUAAAUGUCCCUUACACAGCUCAAUGAUACUCUAGGUAUGUUUGUUGAACCAACUAUAAAGACUGAGGAUACAGCAUAACUUCUUGACUUAUGUUGUGUACUAAAGUGAACAUGUAUUCUGCAUGACUGAUAUUCAGUGGUAGUCUUAAGAGAGUAGCCUCUCUUCCCCUGACCCUUGACCCCUAAUCCUUCCUGUGGACCUGGUGAGUAGGCGUGCCGUGGCUCUGACCUGGACUGUGGUAUAGAGACGGACAGCGUUGCUGGUGAGUCUCCAGAGAGGAUUCCAGUGGAGGCAGACUUUCUCUAUGCUUACUCUACAGCUCCAGGUAAUAAACCCUGUUUAUUAAUAAACUUAGUUUUUUUACCGCCCAUCUUACAUAACAUAUUUAAAGCUAGAAUCCUUAGUUGUUAAAUUUUUAAAAAACGUAUACAUUAGUUAUAUAUACCCGUUGAUUCUUGACGAAUAUAACUUAUAAAUACCUCAUGAGCUUAUUUUAACUGUCGUACCCCAUCAGUACCCAAUAUAUAAGCUUGUUAUACUCCAAUGUUUGUAAACAAACUAAAUGUAAACCAACACUGUAUAGCCUCAACACGGUUAAAACUAUCAUUUUGAUAUCAUGGAUGGUCAAUCCUUGCAUACAUAGUUCUCACUUUGAAUUUGAGUGGUUAGAUUUCUCCAGGCCCAUCCCUCAGCUUUUCACCAAAACUCAGGCAGUCUCCCCUUUUUGUUUCAAUUAAAGAUUCCAUCUUUAAGUGCUUUACGUAAUUUAUUCAUGCAUACUACAUACGUUACCUUUACAUGGUACAGUGUCGGCACCCAUUGUUACGUAGUACUUACAACUGAUAUGUCUGAACUUUUACACAAACGGCAAACGGGUAUCAGCGGGCAUCAUAGUAGACUACAGGCCUGCUACAAUAACAAAGUAGGAUUGUAUGGUAAUUGCACUGCACCUAUGUACAAAAACGAUCAUGUACCACUUUAGAGGUUUUAGCAAUGUUCAUCAUUGCUAUAGUGUUUGACUCUGAUUGGUUGUGAACUCCAUAGGCUACUACUCCUGGAGGAACACCGACACGGGCUCCUGGUUCAUUCAGGCCCUCUGUGAGAUGUUACAUCAGUACGGCAAACAGCUGGACAUUAUGCAGAUCAUGACACGUGUCAACCACAAGGUGGCACAUGACUUCGAGGCUUCCUCCAACAUGCCUGGUUUCAAUGCCAAAAAGCAGAUCCCUUGCAUUGUGUCUAUGUUGACCAAAGAUCUCUACUUUCCACAUUGAUUGUAUAUCCUGUGGGACCAUUUCAAAUAUUUGCACAAUGUCUACUGGGGUUCUAAAGACCAUUAAAUAAUACAGAGGGAUGUUGUGAACCAAAUACCACCGUGGAUAAUCACUCAUUCAAAUACUUGUAUUCUGGUUGUGGAAAAUCUAAAAGCGAAAAGGUAUGAUGAGAUGUUUUACCCUGGAGGUCUAAAGGGCAUUAUGUUGGACCACAGAGAAUGCAUUUUUAAUGGGGAAAGGCUGGCAUUAAGUAAUGACUAUGCAAUAGGAGUACUUGCUAUUGAUUUGUUGUUCAUGUAUUUGGGAUGGAACUAGGAAUUAAAAUGUUCUGAAUUAUAGGGUAUAAAGGUAAACACAUUUUCAGAUAACAUGGAAUGAAACAGUCACUCAGGCUUUAAAAGUAUUGAAAAGAUGUGCAAUGUCUCAAUUUAUAUAAAUAAUCUCUCCUGUGAGAUGUUUUUUUUCCCAUUUGCACAUUUUACAUUAAAAUGGGUUACUACAUGAAAUAGAAAUAUGAAUAAAGUAGCUUUUAUCCUUGGUAAAUUGUUAUCCAAAUGUUUUUUCCAAGAAACAAAACAUGUAUGUAAAUGGGAUUUAAGAAAUAAAGAAUAAUAGAAAAAUAAAAUGUGUUUCCUGGUGCAAG